Spodoptera littoralis (African cotton leafworm) is the source of this 2472-nucleotide messenger RNA. NCBI's taxonomy places the organism in Eukaryota, Metazoa, Arthropoda, Insecta, Lepidoptera, Noctuidae. The record is from the annotation of a GenBank genome assembly.
AUGGAGACUAUAAACCAUCCAUUUUUGUACACUUGGUCAACUGCACAAAUGACGAACCAGGCGUCACCGGUUGAGGAGCAGGAGAAACUACUGGAUGAAGCCUUGAAUGUAGUCAAAGUGCAGGCAUUUCAAAUGAAGAGAUGCCUGGACAAAUCCAAGCUGAUGGAUGCCUUGAAGCAUGCCUCCACUAUGCUUGGAGAGUUGAGGACUUCAUUACUAUCACCUAAGAGCUAUUAUGAGCUAUAUAUGGCAAUAACAGAUGAGCUUCGUCACCUAGAGCUGUACCUUCUCGAGGAGUUCCAGAAAGGUCGCAAGGUCGCCGACCUGUAUGAACUAGUGCAGUACGCUGGGAACAUCGUGCCACGACUGUACCUGCUCAUCACCGUUGGACUGGUGUAUAUCAAGACUAAUUCUAAUUUGAGAAGGGAUCUGCUUAAGGACCUGGUAGAGAUGUGCAGAGGAGUCCAGCACCCGCUCCGAGGUCUGUUCCUGAGGAACUACCUGCUGCAGUGCACCAGGAACGUACUGCCUGAUACUGCUGAGGCACAGAACGAGAAUGAGGGUGUUGUAAAAGAUGCUAUUGACUUUGUGCUAAUGAACUUCGCCGAGAUGAACAAGCUAUGGGUCAGGAUGCAACAUCAGGGACAUUCCAGAGAUAAGGAACGCCGUGAACGUGAAAGAUCAGAGCUUCGCAUCCUAGUAGGCACCAACCUGGUCCGCCUGUCUCAGCUGGAGUCCGUGACGGUGGAGGACUACGGCAGGCUCGUGCUGCCCGGGAUACUGGAACAGGUCGUCAGCUGCAGGGACGCCAUCGCGCAGGAGUAUCUCAUGGAGUGUAUCAUACAGGUAUUCCCCGACGAGUUCCACCUGGCGAAUCUGCAGCCGUUCCUGAAGUCGUGCGCGGAACUACAGCCAGGAGUCAACAUCAAGAACAUCAUCAUCGCACUCAUUGAGAGACUCGCUACUUAUAGUCAGAGAAAUGAAGGCAAUAUAAACUUAAGCGUAGUUCUAGAAGACGGGAAAGAACAAGAGGUUCAGCUCUUUGAGGUGUUCUCAGACCAAGUGGCUGCUAUCACACAGAGUCGCACGGACAUGCCCCCAGAAGACAUGUUGUCCCUCCAGUUGGCACUACUGAAACUGGCGCAGCGCUGCCAUCCCGACAAACUGAACUACGUCGACAGAGUACUCGCUCACACCGACAAGAUCUGUGCCGACAUACACCAAGCUAGCGGCAAAACCCAUUUAGAACACAAUACAGCAGUCUUCAAGGAACUGAUGAAGAUCCUCAAGCUUCCAGCCGACCAUUACAAGAACAUAUUAACUCUGAUCAAGCUGCAGAACUAUUCACCUCUGAUCAGACACCUGAACCAUCCUGGGAGGAUCAUGAUAGCGGUGCAUUUGAUCAAUGAUGUGUUGGAAACUGAUUGUUUGAUAUCUACUCCGGAGGAUGUGGAAUCGGUGUUGUCGAUGUUAGACGUCUUAGUAAAAGAUCAGCCAGACCAACCCACUGCCGAGCCGGACGUCGAGGACUUCAUGGAGGAACAGGGACUACUGGCCAGACUAAUCCACCACUUUAAAUCCGAGUCCGCGGACCGUCAGUACCUGAUCCUGUCGGCGGCGCGCAAGGCGCUGCAGGCAGGCGGCGCCGCGCGCAUACAACAUACGUUCCCACCCAUCGUCUUCCAUGCAUACAGACUCGCGCAUACAUACAAACAGCUUAGAGAGACGGACGACAUGUGGGAGAAGAAGUGUCAGAAGAUAUUCCAGUUCUGCCACCAGACUAUCACCAUGCUGGUCAAGGCGGAGCUAGCUGAACUGCCACUCAGGCUAUACCUACAAGGCGCCCUGGCUAUAAGUGAAAUAGGGUUCGCGAACCAUGAAACGAUAGCCUAUGAGUUUCUAUCGCAAGCCUUCUCCCUAUACGAGGACGAGAUCUCUGACAGCAAGGCUCAGUUAGCGGCUAUUACGCUGAUUAUCGCCACUUUUGAACAAAUUAAUUGUUUUGGCGCCGAGAACGCGGAGCCGAUGCGUACCCAGUGCGCGCUGGCGGCCAGCAAGUUACUGAAGAAGCCCGACCAGAGCCGCGCCGUCGCACUCUGCGCACAUCUCUUCUGGAAGGCGCCCAAAGAUGGCAAGCAGUGGCCGCUAAACGACGCGUCCCGCGGCCUGGACUGCCUGAAGAAGGCGGCGCGCGUGGCGCAGCAGUGCAUGGACGGCGGCGUGCAGGCGCAGCUACUGGCCGAGCUGCUCGGACGGUACGCGCUGCUCAGGGAGCGGGGGAACGCCUGCCUCACCACCACGCUCAUUGAUGCGGUAAUUCAGAAAAUCCGCGAGGAGCUAGCGAACCUGGACCAGUCUGAGGAGGUGGAGCAGAUAACGAAACACUUCCACAACACGCUGCAACAUCUCAAGAACCGGAUGGAGUGCCCCGACCCUGACGGACUCGGGUACGAGGGACUUACACUAUCCUAA